AUGUUCCGCAGGACUUCUGAUUUCUUCAAACAAUACAACCAAAGGCGCGGCUCGGUUGAUUUGACCAAGUCUGUCCAGUCAGAGCCAAGUGACAAUACAGGCGUCGAUAACACACCCAAGGCUACUAUCAAAGAUGCCCCUCAGAAACAACACAGCUGGAGCUUUUACUCCCUAGACGAAAACGAACCGGAGAAGCGACGCCUGAAGCGAGAGGAAAGGGAACGUGCGGAUUGGGUUGCUACGAGACAAUACUGCAGCGCUCAACGGCGUAGCAACGGUGUGGGAAUUGGGUUCUAA
Messenger RNA from Penicillium odoratum, 297 nucleotides. RefSeq lists its product as uncharacterized. Lineage: Eukaryota; Fungi; Ascomycota; Eurotiomycetes; Eurotiales; Aspergillaceae. The transcript is spliced from 2 exons. The record is from RefSeq and is a predicted model, not a curated record. The coding region runs from base 1 to 297 and encodes 98 amino acids.